This is a messenger RNA of Prorocentrum cordatum, 1337 nucleotides long. The record is from the annotation of a GenBank genome assembly. NCBI's taxonomy places the organism in Eukaryota, Dinophyceae, Prorocentrales, Prorocentraceae.
AGGGCCCCCUUCAAAGGGUGUCGCCCGGAGGAGCAGCGGCACGGCCGCCCCGGCCCGGCGGGCGGAGCGCACACCGCAGGGGAAGGGCAACGCCCAACGAGCCCCCAGCGCCGCGUCGCCGCGCAUGGAUGCCCCGGCCUUCCCCCGCUGCCAGCCGACGCACCUCGAUUUGGAGAGGCCGGCGCCGCGCAGCCCGGCCCCGAGGCCUCGCCGGCGGCGGCGCCGCUGGCCGCGCGGCCGCGGCCGCGCUGCUGCUGCUGCCCGCCGCGGCCGUGCUGCUGCGGGCGGCGCGUCCGCUCGCGGGCGACGCGGGCGCCGGGCGCGCCGAGGCGGGGGCGUGGCGAAGGCUGGGCGAAGGCAUCGACUGGAACAUCCCCGGCAGCGGUGUCAGCAUCCACGACGAGGUGGACCCAGGGCAUCACCAUGGUGACCAUGACGGCGACCACGAGGUUACCACCACGCCCGAUGUGGGUUGCCUGUCUCUGUGCACGAGCACCCAGAACGCGAGUCUCGCCCAAUGCACAUCUACACAGGCAUCCUGCACUUUGGCGUGUGCUGCGUUGACUGACCCAAGGCCGUUGCAGCUCACCGAGUGCAACAACAGGUGCACCAGGAGUUUCACCGAUUGCCAGAAAGAGUGCUACAAGGAGCUCGGAACGUGUAACAAGGCGUGCAGGGAGAAGUAACGACGUUUUAUUCUGAGUCUGCCAGGCUGUCUCAUGGGAACUUGAUCUACAGUUCCUAAGUAGAGCAUCUCAGUCUGGUGCUUCGUACCUGCAUCCUACAGUAGGGCAACUGAGGAUGCGCUGUACAGCUCCCCCGCGGUUACUCUGUUCUUCGAUCAAACAUGCUUCAUUAUGAAUACUUGGGGAGGUGCGGUGCUCAUUCUCCGUUCUGUCUUUCCCACUCCGUUCGAAUUAGGAGGGCCACAUUUCGACAGAAGUUCGGACGGCCAAGGGAUUGGUGGUUUCAUGCUGCACUCGCCUCCCGUCUCUGAAAUGUCGCACUUCGGUUUGCCAGUCGUUGCGUGGCUCUGAGACGCAGCGUUGAGCUUUGAGCUUUUGGCUAUGCUCAGAAGACUUUCAGCUGGCCAUGGAAACCAGUGAUUUGUCCCACGCGGGCGCCGUACACUUACAGGCAGUUAUGGUGCUGGCUCGCACGUAUAAGACGGCGUGGCGAAAAUGUCAAACAUAUGCAUGACCCAGCCUUUUGCAUGUCAUCUGGGUGUCAGGGGCAUCAGAGGUCCAGUCUUUGUAAGCCCUGGGCCAGCUGGAAUGAGUCGAGGCAUCCACAGCGAAUGGACCUUGAGAAACCAGAUCGCAGACAAGAUAAACAAG